This is a messenger RNA of Thrips palmi, 2278 nucleotides long. RefSeq names its product non-specific lipid-transfer protein (gene ScpX). Gene Ontology annotation, molecular function: acyltransferase activity, transferring groups other than amino-acyl groups. Bases 1 to 1629 code for a protein of 542 amino acids. The record is from RefSeq and is a predicted model, not a curated record. The transcript has 9 exons. Lineage: Eukaryota; Metazoa; Arthropoda; Insecta; Thysanoptera; Thripidae.
AUGAGUCCCAAGAGGGUGUUUGUUGUCGGAGUCGGCAUGACCAAGUUCGAGAAGCCGGGGAAGAGAGAGGACUUCGACUACCCUCAGAUGGCCAAAGAGGCUGUUACAAAAGCUCUUCAAGAUGCCAAAAUCCGUGUUGAAGAUGUCAACCAGGCAUGUGUGGGUUAUGUCUAUGGUGACUCAACUUGCGGUCAGCGUGCCCUGUAUGAAGUGGGUAUGACUGGGAUGCCUGUCUACAAUGUAAACAAUAACUGCUCAACUGGUUCAACGGCUUUAAUGCUUGCAAAACAAAUUAUUGAAGCUGGCACUGGAGAAUGUGUUUUGGCUCUUGGAUUUGAGAAGAUGGAACGGGGCUCACUUAGCUCAAAGUUCUUUGACCGCACAAACCCCAUGGACAAGCACGUUGAGGUGAUGGCAGACAUUGCUGGUAUGGAUGGUAGCCCAAUCACAGCACAAUUAUUCGGAAAUGCAGGCAAAGAGCACAUGGCUAAGUACGGUACAAAACCAGAACACUUUGCUAAGAUUGCCUACAAAAACCACAAACAUUCUGCAAACAAUCCGUACUCUCAGUUCCAAGACAUUUAUUCCCUGGAGCAGAUCAUGCAGUCACCUCAGAUCUUUGGCCCCCUGACUAAACUGCAGUGCUGUCCUACUUCUGAUGGUGCAGCGGCAGCCAUCCUGUGCUCUGAGGACUUCGUUCAUCGUCAUGGUCUGGAGGCCCAAGCUGUGGAAAUUUUGGGAAUGGAAAUGUCUACUGACCUUCCUUCAACGUUCCAAGACAAUAGCUGUAUGAAGAUUGUUGGUUAUGACAUGACCAAAAAUGCUGCUGACCGCCUCUUUGCUAAAACUAACUUGAAGGCUCAAGAUGUCGAUGUGGUUGAGCUGCAUGAUUGUUUCUCUGCUAAUGAACUCAUCACAUACGAAGCUCUGGGCCUCUGUCCCCCUGGGAAGGCAGGUGAACUUAUUGAUGCUGGUGGAAACACUUAUGGGGGCAAGUUUGUUGUGAACCCAAGUGGCGGUCUCAUCUCCAAGGGCCAUCCUCUGGGUGCUACAGGUAUUGCUCAGUGUUCUGAAUUGUGCUGGCAGCUACGAGGUCUUGCUGAGAAACGUCAGGUGCCUAACGCUAAGUUGGCUCUGCAGCAUAACAUUGGUUUGGGAGGAGCAGUCAUUGUGGGCUUGUACAGGCUGGGUUUCCCUCACUACGCCAGGUCUGCUGUUGGGCUUAAUGCAGUUUCUGCUGCCACCAACCCUGAUGACUUUAAGGCUUCCAUUCUUUUCAAAGCCCUUGAAAUGGCCAUGGCAGAUGAUAAAGACAACCUGAUUGAGAAGUUCCGUGGUAUUUAUGCUUUCAAAGUCAAGAAUGGUCCUGGCGGCGCUGAAGGCUUUUGGGUCAUCAAUGCCAAAACAGGAAAGGGAAGUGUUGAAUACAACGGCAAAGCCAAGCCAGAGGUUACUUUCAUCAUGGAUGACAAAGAUGUACCUGAACUGAUCAGUGGCAAGCUGAAUCCCCAAAAGGCCUUCUUCCAAGGGAAAAUUAAAAUUCAAGGAAACAUGGGACUGGCCAUGAAAUUGACUGAACUUCAGAAGAAGGCAGCCUCCAGGAUUGAGGAGUUUAGGUCAAAGUUGUAAAGCAUUGCCCUCUUUGCAGUUUUGCCUUCAAUCUGGAAGUGACUUAUUCUUGCACUUUGUGGAGUUAUUGCUCAAGCUGCCCUUGUUUUUGACUGUUGCAUGAAACUUUCAUACUCAGUUUUGGGGAUGGGAUGGGGUUCUUCAAAUCAAAUGUGUGAUGAUGUAAGAAUGAACAAGGAAUGUACUAUUAUCUAUUUUAUAUCGGGUACUACUGCAACUUUUAUUGUUUUUAAAUUUUGCCUCAUUCCUCUAUUUUCUGCAUUUAAAGAACUUUACUACGUACUAUUUUUCUACUGUGGUGUAUUUGGGUUAGACCAUCAUAUUUAGCUUUAAAACAUUGUUUUAAAACCAGUAUUAGUAAUUUUUUUUACAAAUUAUUAAAAAAAGUUACCAGGACGUACUUUUGGUGCACCAAGUCUGUGCCCCUGAUCUACCUUCCAUGCCAUUUGUUGCCUAAUUGCAGAAAUAGCUGAUUUGACUCUUGUGUACCUCUUGUACUGAUGUGAUAUAUGUUAGAUUGAAGUUUCACUGGUUCAUGUUGUAACUUCUGUGAAUUAUGACUAGUUAUCUUGAGGUGGAUUCAGUGUUGUGGAUACUGCGUUUUUAUUUUUUACAAUGUACCUAUGGAAAAUAAAGUUUUAUAUUUGUU